Asterias rubens (European starfish) is the source of this 2780-nucleotide messenger RNA. Its product is annotated as adducin-related protein C1289.14-like. The record is from RefSeq and is a predicted model, not a curated record. Gene Ontology annotation, cellular component: cytoskeleton. Gene Ontology annotation, molecular function: actin filament binding. The transcript is spliced from 5 exons. Lineage: Eukaryota; Metazoa; Echinodermata; Asteroidea; Forcipulatida; Asteriidae. Bases 379 to 1215 code for a protein of 278 amino acids.
AGAUCAGUGCAGAGACAAUGACCAUUCCUAUCAAUGGGAAACAAAACAUUCACUUGCUGAAAUGGCGCCCAUGCGUAUUUCACGUCCCAACAAUAAGCUUCAGUUCCGCAUUUUGCGCCUUGCGGCGCUCUAUUAUCUUUGGUCUGCACACACACGCUCGGGUGAUUUAGUCAUUGAACUCGCGGCUGGCGUUGUCGUCCGUGACUACAUCACCAGAGUCCAGUCUUUAUCUCUGUGACUGUAAAUGGAGCCCAGUGUUCACUGGUCUGGGGGCCUUAACAGUAGAAUUUGUGCACGCUACACGUGAUUCGUAAUUUCUUUAAUUUGUACACAUACUGCACAGACUACUGACGGUGCACUUGUUGCCUUUUGAUUGAGAUGGGGCUUUUAAAUCUCAGCCGGAAUCUACUGCUUCGAGCUGCUUUUUCUAAUUCGACGAGGCGGACAUUUUCCAUUGUUGGAAAUGAAGCAGAGCAAGCCAACCAACGAACCAGGGAAGAUUUAGCCACCUCGUAUCGGGGGUUUGAUUAUUAUGGAAUGGGCGAAGGGGUUUGUAAUCAUCUGACCACGAUGGCACCAGCUCGUAAUGGUCAAGGGAAGGUCAUGUUGCUCAUACCGUAUGGACUCCAUUGGAGUCAGGUAACAGCAAAGUCUCUUAUCGGUGUGGAUAUACAUUCUAUGAAACUGGUAGAAGGUGAUGGUCUUGGGGAGGCUAGUGCAGUGGCUAUCCAUUCAUCAAUGUAUCGCGCCUCGGGGGAUGCUAUCAGCUGUGUCAUGCACCUACACCCUCCGUACGCUACAGGACUUGCGUGUUUAAAAGACCCGAGGCUGAAGAUGGUCCACCAGAACAGUAUGCGCUACUUCGGUAAGAUCGCAUACGACCGUGAAUACGGAGGCACGGGGGAUACGGGGGAUGAGAGUGAACGACUCGCGAGAAAUCUUCAAGGCAAACAGAUCAUGAUCAUGUGUAACCAUGGGAUCGUUGGGGUUGGUCAAUCCGUCGCAGAAGUCUUCGAUAACGUCUAUUACUUUGAAAGAGCUGCUAUGUUUCAGAAUAAAGCCGAGUCUUCAGGCAGAGAAGUUGAGGAGGUGAGUGACAAAGUUGCGAAGGGCGUGGCCGAUUAUUUUGACGACUAUGGGAUCUCCUACAAGAUUGCUCACUUUGAAGGAAUCAAAAACCUGCUCCUAAAAAGAGAUUCUGAUUUUUUGUUGUAGGUUAUAAGUCUAUUUGGUUCGCGGUAACACCAUAAGCCAUUGUGAGGUAUGGUGGACAAAGUACUAUGGGUGUGACAAGGUUUGGGUAAAAUUAGCUUGUCUGUAAAAACCCAAAUCAAACAGUGGACUCCUAUUGUUGUCCGCCAUAUCUCAAAAAGGCUAAUGUAAUUGCCAGUUAGAUUUUGUUCUACCUAGCAAGUAGUUACCGCAAACCAAUUGAUAUCUCACCAAGCAAUGCCUCAAAUCCCAUAUGUGUAGAAUACUUUGUAAACUGUUAUGGUUUAUCCAUAGAAAUAGAACUCUGAGAACGGUGAGUGUCUCAUUGUGCGUGCAGUUUCGUUGUGAGAUAGUUUUUAUGCAUGCGCAUACGCCAUUUUUUUACGCGUGUAUGACAAAUUAUUUUGCCAUACAGUAGACGUCACAUUGACCACUGAAAACACGUAGAUCGGUCUAUGUGCGCUGCUAUCUUGCAAUUUUGCGAUACAUGCGUAUCACGCAAUGAUCAUUUUGCCAUACAGGCAUAUCGCAUGGUAUCGAUUUGCCGCGUCCACAGAUGACACAAAGGGCGGCCGAGCUCAGCGCUCUCCGGGUUCUACUUCUAUGGUUUUAUCCCAAAGAUUAUUAUUAUUCAACAACAAUUUUGAAUCUAUGCAUCUCACUUUAUUAUUAAAAGGGCCACCAUGUAUUCUUAUUCUAAGGGUUUAUUUGUUUUAGGUGUUCAAGAAACAGGCGGAACAACCAUUGUUAUUGUCCGUUGCUUUUAAAAUUAGUAUUUCUUUUGAUUAUUCUUCUCAUUGAAUCUUGCCCGCAAACAAAUGCAUAGUUGUAAACCUUGCAUAUGGUUAAGUUAAAGCCAUAAAAAAUUCCUUAUACUUAUUGUGAAACCAAUUGUAAAUGAGUGACAUGUAAUGUCUGAAUUAUAGUAAUAAUUUUAGAGAAAAAAACUACUUGGAAAGUACCAAAUUUUAUAUAUUUUUGGCAGUGGCAUAAAGUAUACAUUUUUAUUUGGUGUGUGGUUAUUUGCAAGAAGGCUUACAAUUAUGCAUUUUUCAAACAGUGUGCGUUAGUUUCCAAGUUAAACGCAUAGGUUUUGAUUGCGAAAACCUUUGAUCUCAUUUGGUGUGGUGGGUGACUGAGAAUUUAUUCCCAACUGGUUUCUAUGCCAAUGCAAACUUUGAUUAUUACUUCAAGUGUUUUUUAACUGUGUAUACAAAUUCAUCUGAUAUAUCUCAAUAUCUUUAAUGAUGUACCAUGAAACGGUAUCUAUAUAUAAUUAUGUAUAAAAUUAUGAAAUAUAUUAAAGCUUUUUACAAUAUUGGUUUUUAAGGUGGAAGGUAUGGAGACAUUGGAUGAAAUAAAUAAUUUAAUAACAAAAGACUAUUAUCUGAUUCUGAUUUGUCUUGGGAAUUCACAUGCUUUAAAGACAGUGGACACUAUUGGUAAUUACUCAAACAAAUUAUUAGCAUAAAACCUCGCUUGGUAACUUGUAAUGGCGAGAGGUUGAUAGUAAAAAACAUCUUGAGAAACGGCUCCCUCUGAAGUGAUGUAGUUUUCGAGAAAGAAGU